Messenger RNA from Beta vulgaris subsp. vulgaris (sugar beet), 1129 nucleotides. RefSeq lists its product as uncharacterized. Lineage: Eukaryota; Viridiplantae; Streptophyta; Magnoliopsida; Caryophyllales; Amaranthaceae. Gene Ontology annotation, cellular component: ribosome; chloroplast thylakoid membrane. Bases 98 to 907 code for a protein of 269 amino acids. The record is from RefSeq and is a predicted model, not a curated record. The transcript has 3 exons.
CGCUUGCUUGCAUGUUGCAUCAUCCUAUCCUCUAGUAGUCUAGCCUCUCUUAUCUUCAACUUCUCCAAUGGUUCACUAAAUCUGGGAAUCCACUUCCAUGGCUUCCUCAGCACUUUCUCUCUCCUUCUCUCAUUCUCACUCCGUCGUCGGCGUUUCAUCUCUCUCUACUUCCGCCACCUCCACAUCUUCAGCACCAUCACUGAGUUACUGCGGAAGAGGUCAUAAUAAGAUCGUUGAAGGCAAACGCUUUAAUCACUCCUUCGGAAAUGUGCAGAACUCAGGAUUCUCCAUUAAAUCUCUAGUUCCAACGUUUGACCAUGUUUCAACUCCCCUAUUCCUGAUUAAAUCAAGGCAAACUAUAAGAUUGAACAGAAGGCACUCACAUCUAUUAGUUGCAGAGAGUGAUCGUGUAAUUACGGAUCGUGGUGAAAGUUCUAUAUCAGAAUCGGUUUCUGCUUCUGAGGAAUCUUCUCUUAAACCUAAUCAACUAGAAACAAGUGUUGCCAAUGACUCAAACCAGGAAAAUAAGAUACCUGUCUCAUCAUCUAUUGAUGACAGUAAAAGAGGAAUGCAGAAGAAGGCGCCACUAACUGCUAGAGAGAGAUUAAGGGCAGCUAGGGUUCUAAGCCGUUACUCGGAUUCCAAGCCUGCUAAAUCAGACAUUGGCCGAAGCGUAUUAGAUGCUUUGAGAGAGAGUGAGAAGGGAAAGAAGGGUCUUCCACAAGCUCCUACUAACUUGUUUGAUGACAGUAAAAGAGGAAUGCCGAAAAAAGGCCUGACGUUCGACUUCCCUGGAGGUUCUGAUUUAUUUGUGAUCGCUUUCUCUUUUGUUUUUAUUAGCACAGUUAUGUUUGCAACAACUUAUUUUGUUUGGAAAGUUGGCGCUAUCCAUUUCAAUGAGCUUUGAUAGGCUAAAUGAUCUUCAAGGAGAAUAUAGUAGAAGUGUUAUUGGCUCCUGAAUGUUUGAUUGUAUAUUGCGAAUGCCAAAAUCAUAGUCAAAUGUGCCCUUUUUUUUUAACAUUGAGAUUUUGAUGUAUAUGAUUCUGUAAUGAAUAAACAGCAUAUAAUGUGUAUUAUAGUUUGCACAUAUAUAAUAUAAUACCACAGUUUGAGGUAUUAUUAUUCUCUA